AUGGCGAAGGACUUAAAAAAUAAACAUAGUUUGAACAUGUUAGGUUUGAUUGAGACUAAAAGACAGGUAGUGAUGAGAUUUGACAUUGCAAGAAUUUGGAGAAAUGAUGGUGUAGGGUGGGAAUAUGUAGGCUCUGAAGGUGCAUCUGGUGGACUCUGUGCUAUUGUCCUGGUCUAUGGUGCGCAUAGUAGAGAUGAGAAGAGUCAUAUGUGGGAGGAGUUGAGUUACGUUGCUGGGUUAUGUCAGGUUCCUUGUUGUUUCAUGGGAGACUUUAACGAGAUAGUACAUGUGGAGGAACAGAAAGGUACUACUAGUCUACCUCUGUCUGCUGAAGAUUUCAAGAAUUGGAUACAAGAUAUGCACAUAGUGGACUUACCGCUCACCGAUUCUCGUAUUGAUAGAGCCCUGGUUAGUUUGAAAUGGCUGGAAAAGUUUCCAGAGACUCAGUUAAGAGGUGGCCUAAGGGAUUUGUCAGAUCAUUGUCCUUUAAUAGUGGAAGAGAAAACUCUGAGGGGAGGUCCUAGACUGUUCCGUAGUCUAGACUCGUGGUUUACACAUGAAGGUUUUAUUAGAAUAGUUAAGGAGAAAUGGAGAGGUUUAGGGGAGAUGCAGUUCACAGAUAAAUUGAAGGCAUUGACGGUUCCAUUGGGGAGAUGGCAUAAGGCCAACUUUGGUGAUAUAGACAAGAAGAUUUUGAAGCUUGAAGAGGAGAUCAAGAAGAUUGAUGAUAUGAUGUCCCGGUCUCGACAAGCGAAGGACAUGGACAAAAAUACAAGAUAUUUUCACAAUAUAACUUCAGCAAGAAGGAGGAAUAAUAAGGUUGAUGCUCUGGUAGUUAAUGGCAGAGUGGUGAGGAAUCAAGCUAGAAUAAAAAUAGCUAUUAGAGAGUUUUACAGAGAUUUGUAUCAUCAGGAAGUUUCACCUAUGGUGGGGUUGAGAGAUGGUCUGGUGGAGAUGAUAACUGAGGAAGACGCUGGGACCUUGAUGGCGAUGCCAUCGGCUGAGGAGAUUAGAGAGGCAGUGUGGGAUUGA
This is a messenger RNA of Arachis ipaensis, 1032 nucleotides long. RefSeq lists its product as uncharacterized. The record is from RefSeq and is a predicted model, not a curated record. Lineage: Eukaryota; Viridiplantae; Streptophyta; Magnoliopsida; Fabales; Fabaceae.